GCCUAAUAUCUCUCCCCACGUGUCCCCUCCAAAUGUCGCACUAUAAAUCCAACCUAAAAUCACCGGUAAAUCCACUUCCAAUACUAAUAAAACUGCAGUCUUUAUCGUUAUCAUCGUUCCUUUCUUCAACCAAAUCAAAAAAAAUCCAUCCAUAACCGCUUUCUCAUUCAAUCUACCGUUUCGCUUCCCUUAUUAGCCAAACCCACUUCUUGCUUUAAUUCAUACGUUAAAAUCCCACGUUUGGAAAUCGUAGAAAAGAAAUCGCCGGCGACAUGGGUCGAGUCUGGACUUUCCUCACUUACGUUCAUUCUGCCGCUGGGCCGACUACGAUGUUACUCUAUCCUCUGUAUGCUUCGGUGAUAGCAAUCGAGAGCCCAUCAAAGCUAGACGACGAGCAAUGGCUUGCCUAUUGGAUUCUGUAUUCAUUUCUUACUCUGGUUGAGAUUCUGUUUCAACCCAUCUUGGAAUGGAUUCCGAUUUGGUAUGAUGUGAAGCUUGCAUUUAUACUAUGGUUAGUUCUGCCACAAUUCCGAGGGGCAGCUUUCAUCUAUGAGAAAUUCGUGAGGGACAAGAUCAUCAAGAGAUACGGUGUUAUUUCUCAACAUGUUCAGAGCGUUAGCAAUAGUAGCAAGAAGUCUUCUUCUCCGGACAGCAAAAGCAAAAGCAAAAACAAGUUUGUCGAUUUCAUUAGUCCUAAAAAGAGUGAACGUGAAGCUUACUGAGCAUCAACAAGAAGAGUGGGAAGAAUAGGAGACCUUUUUUUUUAAUUUUUAAUUUAUCUCUUGCCGGCCUUUUGUUGUAUUUGUAACACUUUCGGUCCGUUUGAUGUUUGUUUCUUUCAGUGUUGUAUAAAUUACUUGGCAUUGUAGCUUUUGAUGUACUCAAAAACUCUUUUUAGUAUAUGAAAUAGUGCUCAUUAAUAAUAAAAGAAAAAUUCAAAGAUCUUUAACGCCCCCUGGAUUACAGGUGGGCAUGUAUUCUUUUAUAAAGUUGUAUUCCUCUCUCUUUUGUUGGUUUUAAAGCAAAAGAUUUCGGAUGGACAUUUGAGUAUUAAACCGUAUACUGAUGUCCAAACUUCAUUAACACAAUC
Messenger RNA from Oldenlandia corymbosa var. corymbosa, 1090 nucleotides. The record is from the annotation of a GenBank genome assembly. Lineage: Eukaryota; Viridiplantae; Streptophyta; Magnoliopsida; Gentianales; Rubiaceae.